AUGACGUUUUCUGCCGAAAAGAACCAGCUUUUAGGUCCAUUGCCUUUUUGGCUUGACAAAUGGAACCAGGUUGAUUCUAUAUUGCUUCCGAACAAUCAAUUUUCGGAGCGAAUACCAGUUGAGAUUGGCAAUUGUUUUCUGUUGAGUCACAUAAGUUUGGGCAGCAUUUUGUCGACUAGUGAGAUUCAUAAAGAUCUCUGCAAUGCUAUUUCACUUACAGAGAUUGAGCUUGACCAUAAUUUUCUCACUAUGAAUAUUGAUGAUACUUUUCCGAAAUGUAACAAUUUGACACAGUUUGUUUUGUUUCAUAAUCAGAUGGGCAAGCCAGCUGCUGAUCCCAAAAUGCAUAAUUUUCUUCCAGCAGAAUGUUAUGAAUUGAUUGAACCUCCUCUUUUAGCUGAAAGAAUUCCACCUACUAGUGAAUGGAAGGAUGACACUCAAUGA
This is a messenger RNA of Fraxinus pennsylvanica, 444 nucleotides long. NCBI's taxonomy places the organism in Eukaryota, Viridiplantae, Streptophyta, Magnoliopsida, Lamiales, Oleaceae. The record is from the annotation of a GenBank genome assembly.